AUGGACAGAAGGUGUUUCCAGGGAAGCCGACAUAGGCAUGGGGACAAGCUAGAAGUGGGUGGCCAAGAGGGUCCACAGGAGGGAGGAAAGUUGGGUGUGACACCAGGAUCUGUGUUGACCUGCAACAUGGGGCCCAGAGAAAGGAAAUGCCACAUCAGGGGGUCUGCUGUGAAGCUGAGGGGUAGACUACAGGCUAGAAAUGAAGAACUGUGGUACUCCAGGGAGUACCUCCUGGAGUUGGCAGGUCCUGGAGAUGUCAUGUGUAAACAUGUAGGGCUUCUCAGAUCUGUGACAGUUCAUUACAUAGCCAUUCUUUUUUUCCCCAUUCAGGCUUCCUGACAACCUGCAGGAAUUCCAGGGAUUGCACCAGCUGAAGAAGUAAGAGGUGGUAACCUUCCAGACAUUGUGAACAGUGGAAGUUUGCCUGAGUUCCUGGUUAAUUUGCAUGAAAGAUACAGGCCUGUGGCCUCUCUCUGGUUUAGGAGGCGUCUUGGUUUGGGCACCACUGAUGUACUCAAGCAGCACUGCAACCCCAAAGACUUAUAAGUUACUUUGGACUCAUUUGAAACCAUGUUGAAGUCAUUAUAGGUUCAAUCUGGUGGUGGGAGUGUGAGCAAAAACCAUAUGAGGAACAAACUCUAUGGAAAUUCCAUGAUGGCCACUUUGCAGAAUAACUUUUCUCUCCUGCUAAAGCUUUCCGAAGAGAUAUUAGAUAAAUGUCUGUCUACACAGAGAACCAGCUGUACCCCUGAGCCAGCAUGUGCUUGAUUUGCUUUGAAGUCUGUCGCACAAUUGGUACUGGGUAGUACAUUUGAAGAUGAACAGGAAAUCAUGCUCUUCCAAAAGAUUCAUGGCACAGUUUGGUCUGAGAUUAGAAAAGGCUUUUUAGAUGGGUCACUUGAUAAAAAUGCCACUAGAAGAAAACAGUAUCAAGACGUCCUCAUGCAGUUGGAAUCUAUUUUGAAGAAAGUUAUACAGGAACAAAAAGGAAGGAACUUUAGUCCACCUAUCUUCACUGACUCUUUAAUACAAGGAAACCUUAAUGAGCCGCAGAUGAUCAAAAUCCUAGAAGACAGUAUGAUAUUUUCUCUGGCUGAUGGCAUAAUAACUGCAAAGUUUUUAAUUGAUGAUGAAGUCAAGCAGGACAUAUGGACCCUCAUUCUUUAUGCCCUUGGUGUGGUUCUUCAGGACCCCAGCAUUUGGCCGUCACCACACAAGUUUAAUACAGGUUGUUUUGCUGACUAAUCAGUGAUGAAAGUGUUUUCUUCCCUUGGUUUUUCAGGCACAUGGGAAUACCCGGAGCUCAGAUUUACAUACACAGUGGCCACUGUGCUCAUGAACGUGUUGGUGAGGAGGCUGCUUGCUCUCCUUGCUGUGGAAGGACACAUUUUUGAGAUGAAGUAUGAACUGGUCACAUAAUCGAGGGAAGAAGCGUGGGCUACUGUCCCCAAAAGGAACUAG
Messenger RNA from Chionomys nivalis (European snow vole), 1461 nucleotides. Its product is annotated as cytochrome P450 20A1. The record is from RefSeq and is a predicted model, not a curated record. Gene Ontology annotation, cellular component: membrane. Gene Ontology annotation, molecular function: monooxygenase activity; iron ion binding; oxidoreductase activity, acting on paired donors, with incorporation or reduction of molecular oxygen. Lineage: Eukaryota; Metazoa; Chordata; Mammalia; Rodentia; Cricetidae.